Contarinia nasturtii (swede midge) is the source of this 1722-nucleotide messenger RNA. RefSeq names its product facilitated trehalose transporter Tret1-like. Bases 15 to 1592 code for a protein of 525 amino acids. Lineage: Eukaryota; Metazoa; Arthropoda; Insecta; Diptera; Cecidomyiidae. Gene Ontology annotation, molecular function: transmembrane transporter activity. Gene Ontology annotation, cellular component: membrane. The transcript has 9 exons. The record is from RefSeq and is a predicted model, not a curated record. Gene Ontology annotation, biological process: transmembrane transport.
GCCAAUAUUAAGCGAUGACGUUUAAUCUGUUGGAUAUUUUUUCGUGUGGUUUAUUUUUCGAUUUUGGAAAUGCUCCGUCCAAAGUUAGCGCAUUUCGUCGAAUUUUACCGCAGUUUUUAUGCGGAUUCGCCCAUUUUCUAAUCAAUUGGAACAUGGGAAUGGUGUUGGCAAUAGCAUCCAUUGUAGUGCCAUCAGUAAUUGGCAUAAGCAAACACUUGAAUCCAGAUGAAAUACUUCACAUGACAUGGGACGAAGCAUCUUGGCUCGCGAGUAUCAUCUAUAUCGUGCAGCCGAUAGGAAAUUUUGCGUCUGGUUUCAUUGCCGAGUCUUUGGGUAGAAAAGGUGCCAUUAUGACUGUAAAUGUGAUUCCGGCAAUUGCAUGGAUUAUGUUGCCAAAUGCAAAUACACAGUUCAUGAUUUACAUCGGAUUCUCUUUGCUUGGAAUUUGGAAUGGACUUAUCAGUGCGGCACAUAUAUAUUCAUCGGAAAUAAGUGAACCAAGUGUCCGGGGUGUACUGAAUGCAUUCAGUGGUAUCGCGGCCACUGCUGGUAUAUUGAUGAUCUUUUUGCUUGGUUCGUUUCUAUCGUGGCGUCAAGUGUCUUAUGCUUGUGCAAUUAUACCCAUUUUCAAUGUGUUGGUGGCUAUUUUUAUUCCAGAUUCGCCCAUUUUUCUGGUUUCAAAUAAUCGCACUGAAAAAGCACAAAAGUCAUUGCAAGUGCUACGAGGAUGGGUGGCAAAAGAGAAUGUCUUAUCGGAGCUUGAGCAAUUGAAAAAUAUCAGUGAAAUGUCGUCGUCGUGUGGAAAUUGUGAGAAAUCAGGCAACAAAUGUGAUCAUCCACCGCCGAACCUGUUGAACAAAUUGAAAGACAACUGCCGAAGGAGAACAUUGAAACCACUAUUAAUUGUAACAAUUUUAUUUCUGUUGAUGCAGUUCUCGGGAAUGUUUGCAAUGAGACCGUUUUUGUUGCCGAUCUUGAAUGCGCACGGCAUUUUUCUUGACGCAAGUUUCACAACGAUUAUUCUCGGUGUUAUCGGGAUUAUGGCUAAUAUUUUUAUUGUAUUCACAAUUCGAACGUUUGGAAAACGGAAAAUUUAUCUGUUUUCAAUGAUCGGGAACGCCAUUAGCUGCUUUGGAUUGAGCAUAUACGGAUGGAUCCUAUUUCCGGCCGGCUGGACAUCGGUUGGCAUGACUUCAUCCAGUUUGAAAUUAAUCCAAGAGACCGUUGGUACCUACAAUUACUUUGCACUGGCCAUGUUUUUGUUGAUGCAAUUUUGCAUUUCGGUUGGUGUUUCGUCGAUACCUUUUAUUAUUAUGUGUGAAGUUUUCCCGUUCAAGUCGCGAGCAUUUUGCUGUUCAUUGGCCAUGGUUGAAAGUCAAUUUUUCGCAUUUGUCGCAACAAAAACGUAUUAUGAUUUCGAAAGAUUGCUUACGCUACCGGGAGUCAUUGGUUUCUAUGGUGUCAUUGCUGUUUUUGGAUUCAUUGCGAUGGCACUCGUGCUACCUGAAACGGAGCAUUGUUCUCUGGAAGAAAUCGAACUACAUUUCUCGGACAACAAACGCGGCAUAUGUGACAUAAAAAUCAAAAAGUGACCAUUUGGCUCCUUAUGUUACUGUAACCAGCUGUAAGUUCAUAUAAGAAGUGUUCAGUUUUCUAUUAGGUUUGCCACGGCUUAAAAAUUCAUGCAAAAAAAACUGAAAAAUUAAAGAAGUCAUUGUUCCA